AACAGACAAUUAGGAAAAGGAGGGCAAAAUUCAUGACACUGAAAUCGCUGGUGAUGCACCAAGACGUCUCCUUCAUGGCCGGUGUAUGAUGAAUGGCUCAGCGUCGCAACCAAGUCGUCAUAGCCGUUCAAAUCGACCAUCUCUGAAUUGCACCGUCGCAUUAUCGCCAUAUGGAGCCCAAAACAAGCGCAAAUGACCCCACAACAAGUCCCAAUGAUACAUCAACAUUCCUCGUGCUCGCCGCUUCACUGGCAUCAUCGGACGCAUGGGCUGUCGCAGCAGUUGCUAUCAAAUUAACUGGACUCCCAGAAUUCGUGGCCGUCAUUGUGCGCAGACUCGAGGAAGAUGCGCUGCUAGAGGCGCUAGAUGAGCUAGGAGUGGUGGACGUGGCGGAUGUGCUUGAUGGAGUUGCGAUUGAAGUGGAAGGCGAGGAGGUCGAAUCGGUUGUGGACGUGGCUUGGUUCGCAUAAAUCACCGUUACCGUGGUUGUCGCCGUUGGUGAAGGCACUUCAGUCUCUGCGACAGCGAGCGACGUCGCAGAGAGGAAGAAGAGCGAUGCAAUCGCAUUGGCUUUCAUUGCGUUCGUCUCUGGAGAUGCCACGUGCGAGAUGGACUCGAUGGAGCGCUCUUCAGCAAAGUACACAUCAGAUGAAGAUGAGCAGGGAAAAACCCAGAUGCGAGACCCAGGAGUGUUUGUCCAACCCAGGGGAGUCCCAAUCUAGGGUGCGACACUGACGGUUUCACCACGACAUUUCAGGAGGACGGUGGUUUGCAUAAUUUCCAGGCUAGUCUGUAAACAGGUAGCAAAUAAAACAGGGCUAAUAUAACUAUAUUAAAAGCCAUAUUGAAG
Messenger RNA from Aspergillus ruber CBS 135680, 850 nucleotides. RefSeq lists its product as uncharacterized. The record is from RefSeq and is a predicted model, not a curated record. The coding region runs from base 171 to 470 and encodes 99 amino acids. The transcript has a single exon. Lineage: Eukaryota; Fungi; Ascomycota; Eurotiomycetes; Eurotiales; Aspergillaceae.